GAAUCCUACGAGCUGUUACAUUUUCUUUUUUUCCAUCUCUUGUUUAUCGCCGCUUCGCAGCUCCCUCCUUUCCAUCUCAAAACAAAAGAGCAGAAAGAUUAAGAUUUUUUCAUUCAAACGCAACUUCUUCCUUCCUUCUCUCUUAUCCGAUUUUCCAAGAUGAGGAAUGAGCAUCAUGUUGCCAAUGAAAACAUUUCAGAAUCUGCGGAAUAUGCAGAAGUGAAUGACAUGUCAAAUCCAACUGAAUGUGCAACAAAUGGUUUUGCAUCUUCGCCCAAUGGAAGUUCCGAAAGUGGGGAAGCAAUAAAGUCUCAGGAGUCUACAAGAGACGUGUCAAAUGAGCUAUAUGUCUACAGACAAGAUGUUGUGAAGUGCAAGAAGCAUGAAGGCCUGGUUGGGAUUGUAAUGGAGGUUGCUGGUGACUCAGAUUCUGAUGGAAGUGUUACUGAUGAUGACAGUGAUGACUCUGAGGAUGGUGGUCAUUCUAAUUGUGAUGAUGAUGGUGGUGGCCGUGAUGAUAACGGCAAUGGUACUAAUGAUACUGAAGAUGAUGGUGACAAGAACGAUUCUCUUCAAGAUGGCCAAAUUAGAGUAAUUUGGCUUGAUCAUACUGAGACAACUAACAGUCUUAGUGAUAUCACGGUUGUAGAUCGAGGAUUCUUGCACGGGGACAUUGUUGCUUCUGCUUCAGAUCCGACAGGACAAGUGGGGGUUGUGGUAGAUGUCAAUAUCUCAGUUGAUUUGCUAGCUGCAGAUGGAACAGUUGUAAAAGAUGUCUCCUCCAGACUUUUGAAACGGGUAACAGAUUUCACUGUGGGUGAUUAUGUCGUCUGUGGUCCUUGGCUGGGUAGAGUUGAUGAUGUUCUAGACAAUGUGACAGUGUCGUUUGAUGAUGGAUCAACUUGUAAAGUCAUGAAGGCUGAUCCUUCACGGCUCAAACCAGUUUCCAAAAAUAUACUUGAAGAUGCAAAUUUCCCGUAUCACCCAGGUCAGCGCGUUAAGGCUAGCUCGUCGUCAGUUUUCAAGCAUGCUAGGUGGCUUUCUGGAGUGUGGAAAGCUAGCCGUCUGGAAGGUACUGUUACUAAAGUUCAUGCUGGAUCAGUUUUUGUUUAUUGGAUAGCUUCAGCCAGCCCUGGUUAUGGUUCUGGGUCAGUAUCUGUCCCUCCUGAAGAGCAGAAGCCGAAGGAUUUGGCACUGUUAUCUUGCUUUGCACAUUCAAAUUGGCAACUGGGUGACUGGUGUCUGCUUCCUUCAUCAGCAACAUCAUCUUCAGCCCCCUUGGAUGAGGCUUUAUUAAGCGGAAAUUCCAAGCAUCGUAGUAGGGGCUGUGAAUCUCAUGCCUGGGAUUCAAAGGAGUGUGCAGAUACUGAAAAUGAAGUUAGUGAUAUGAGCUGUUGCACAGAUGGGUCAGGUGCUCCACAGAAAUUAGAUGGAAUCUGUGAGCCAUCCCAAAGUAGGAAUUCCAUGGAUCUUGAUGCAAUUUCUAAUGUGGAUGGAGAUAGUGGAACUGCAGAAAGUAAUGCCUCCCUUGCUUCUGGCUCUUGCGGCAGCUUAAUGUCAGUCUCAAAGGAACCUGUGCAAGAAGGUUGGCCUGCACAUCGCAAAAAGAUCCGUAAGGUUGUUGUUAGAAGAGACAGGAAAGGUAGGAAAAGAGGUGAAACUUUUGAAAGAGCUCUUCUUAUUGUAAAUACCAUGACAAAGGUUGAUGUGGCUUGGCAAGACGGAACUAGAGAAUUUGGACAGGAUUCGAAGACUUUAAUUCCAAUCAGUAGUCCAGGUGAUCAUGAAUUCUACCCUGAACAGUACGUGGUGGAGAAGGCAUCGAAUGAUGGAGAUGAUCCUUCUGAUGUGAGACGCGUAGGGGUUGUCAGAAGUGUGAAUGCAAAGGAGCGGACUGCAUGUGUGAGGUGGUUGAAGCCAGUUGCAAGGCCAGAAGAUCCAAGGGAAUUUGAUAAUGAGGAAAUAGUAAGUGUCUAUGAACUUGACGAGCAUCCAGAUUAUGAUUACUGCUAUGGAGACGUUGUUGUUCGGCUAUCCCCAGUUUCAGUGGGAGCUGAUACACCCAUUCCAGUGGAAGCUAGUGGUGAUCGGAAGAGCAGAAAACAUGCAGGAUCUAAAAGGGUGGAGAAUGCAUCCAAUGACGAAACUGAUGCUAAUUUUUCUGGUCUAUCUUGGGUGGGGAAUAUAACUGGUCUUCAAGAUGGUGAUAUUGAAGUUACAUGGGCUGAUGGGAUGGUUUCGAAGGUUGGUCCUCAAGCAAUUUAUGUGGUUGGCCGGGAUGAUGACGAGGAAUCAAUUGAAGGUGGGAGCGAAGUCAGUGAUGAUGAUGCGGCUAGUUGGGAAACAGUCGAAGAAAAUGAAAUGCGUGUCCUCGAGAAUGCUGAAGAGGAAGCUAACUUGCAGAAUGAUUCUGGGAAAAGUUCUGAGUCUGGAAAUGGUGCUUCAGCUGAUUCAGAAGAAAGCAAUCCUGGUCGGAAUGGACCGCUUUCAAUUCCUCUAGCUGCUCUCGGAUUUGUUACUAGACUCGCCACUGGCUUGUUCUCUCGAGGAAGAAAACAGUCAGAUGUACUGGGUUCAGAUUCCAAAAUUGCUGAUGAACCUGGAUUGCUGGAAAAUGUCGAGGAUUCAGAGAGAGAAUUAGCUGACAAUGAAUUUACCUCUCAAGAAGCUGAUGCUAUAGAUGAUCAUAGUCCAAACAAUACUGGUGAAAAUGCAGAGGAAUGCGGUUCUGUGGCAGUUAACAUGAUUGUAGAACUGGACAGGGUAGAAAAUAUAAAUGGCCAGAUGUCUGAAGAAUCUGAUGCUGGCACAACCAGGGCAUGUCAUGAGGAUAAUCCUUGUAGAUUUAAACGCUUUGAUAUUGCUAAAGAUCCAUUGGACCAUUAUUAUCUUGAUGGGAGCGGACAGAAUAACAAUGGUGGAAGGAAGUGGGUUAAGAAGGUUCAGCAAGACUGGAGCAUCCUCGAGAAGAACUUACCUGAUGGGAUUCACGUUAGAGUGUAUGAGGACCGAAUGGAUCUCCUAAGGGCUGUGAUAGUUGGAGCAUAUGGAACGCCUUACCAAGAUGGUCUUUUCUUCUUUGAUUUUCACCUUCCACCAGAAUACCCUCAAGUUCCACCGUCAGCAUACUAUCAUUCUGGUGGUUUGCGGUUAAACCCAAAUUUAUACGAGGAUGGGAAGGUGUGCCUUAGCCUUUUAAAUACAUGGACUGGCAAAGGAAAUGAAGUUUGGGACCCAUCGUCUUCAAGCAUCCUUCAAGUCCUAGUUUCACUCCAGGGUUUGGUACUCAAUUCUAAGCCAUAUUUCAAUGAGGCCGGAUACGAUAAGCAGGUUGGGACAGCCGAGGGAGAGAAGAAUUCUUUAUCCUACAAUGAGAACACUUUCCUUCUAAAUUGCAAGUCAAUGUUGUAUCUUCUCCGAAGGCCUCCCAUGCAUUUUGAAGAGCUUGUCAAGCAGCAUUUCCAAAGGCGUGGCUAUUACAUACUCAAAGCAUGCGACGCAUAUAUGGAAGGUUGUUUAGUUGGUUCUCUCACAAAAGAUGCUUGCAGAAAUGAAAAGAGCAGUGAGAACUCAAACUCAGUUGGUUUCAAGCUUAUGCUGGCUAAGAUUGUGCCCAAGCUGGAUUCAGCUCUAAUGGAAGUUGGAGCUGACCGUUACCAAUUCAAGCACCUACUUCAGUCAUAGUGCAUCACUCAAAAGGGAUAAUAUUUCUACAUUUCCUUUUGAUGCAAGGUGGGCUGCAACGAUUCUCAAGGUAUUUGUACAAAUACUUUCCAACUGUAAAAUUUUACCUUCACUUCUGAUGAUUGAUGGUUGCUUGUUGUAUGCUGUAGAAAUGAUCCGUCCAUCAAUCUCUCUGACCCGAAGCAUCCUUCUGUUCCAUUGAGAGGCUGGUUUUAUUUGUAUUUCUCACCCUAACACCAAUGGUUGUUUGGAUCAAGUUGCAGGGUCUCUUCUGCACAAUAGGAAAGAGGAAAAAGGAAAAAGGGAAAAAAGGAAAAAACAAAAACAAAAACCAAAAAACAAAGAAAGUUGGGGUUGAUUAACCUUUGCUCCACUGUGGCCCGGUAGUUUUUUAACCGACCAUUCGAAUUGAUAUAGUGUUGAAGUGAUGAUAGAAUGACAAAGACUAUAAAUAAUGAUUUUAUUCAUGGCUACAUGGAAUGCAUGGCCUUUCUCUUUCUAAAAUGGUUAAUUUAAGUUUCAUUGAAGCAGCAGUACCUUUGAUCCUGUGUAUAGAAUUCCCAUUCAUGGUUGGUUGCUAUCUGAUUUAUUUAUUUUUAA
Molecule: messenger RNA, 4284 nt
Organism: Magnolia sinica
Lineage: Eukaryota; Viridiplantae; Streptophyta; Magnoliopsida; Magnoliales; Magnoliaceae
Product: probable ubiquitin-conjugating enzyme E2 23
Exons: 8
Coding region: 160-3684 (1174 amino acids)
Source: RefSeq, a predicted model, not a curated record